Bacidia gigantensis is the source of this 891-nucleotide messenger RNA. RefSeq lists its product as uncharacterized. Bases 1 to 891 code for a protein of 296 amino acids. The record is from RefSeq and is a predicted model, not a curated record. The transcript has 2 exons. Lineage: Eukaryota; Fungi; Ascomycota; Lecanoromycetes; Lecanorales; Ramalinaceae.
AUGAGGUCGCUCGUUACCUUUGCAUUUGUUCUUGCAGCCUCUCUCAUUUUUACUAUCGAAUGCGCACCAAAGCCGUGGGAAGAUGAUUCAGAAUAUGCCUACGUUAGUUUAGACAUCAACGCAGGAGUAGCGACUCCAACGACUACUACGACCCAAAACCAUGACGCCGAAGCAGUUCCUUAUGCCAGCUUGGAGGCGCUCUUUAAUAAUCCAGAAUCUAAGCAGACCGGGGAAACCUCCCCGUGUCCCACUGGAGGACGUAUCACCACGGCAAAUGGCACUGCAUCUGCAUCCGGAACAGGGCUGUUGAAAAUCACUGGUGGAAGUGGUAUCUAUCGAAGUGUCUCUGCUUCUGGCAGCGCCCCGUCACAGGGGACUGGUGGUGUUCCAUCGUAUCCCAUAUCGGGCGCCCCAUACCAAAAUGUUACGUCGCCAAUAUUCCCAUCGCCUUCCAUACCAGGGCUGGUUCCAUCACCAAAUCUACCUUACGGCAGUGCAGGUAUCCCCAGUCCAGGCGCUUCAGGCGAAGUCCAACCCAGCGGCCUAAGCAAUUUCUGUCCAUCCGCUGCGACGGUAACUAUGCCGGCUUCCACGGUCACACUACCUGCAGAGACAGUAACAGUAACAGCGCAGGCUGAAGCGCAAGCAUCGGCAGAUGCAUCAGCAGGAGCACAAAUCGCCCCAGCUGUAACGGUCACAACAACCAUAAUAAUCACAGUCACGGCAAAUCAAGGCGCAAGCUGUCCAACAGGAGGGAACGCUGGCAACCUGCCACCUAGUCCCGCAGUGCCGUCGUUUACAGACCAGAUUCCACCUGCUUCACCCCCGGACUUAGAAUUCCAGCAGCAUCCCCUUCUGGUGGACUGGGGCUCCCUCAGACUACGCCAUUGA